CCGGCAGAUGUGAAGAAGGUGCUUGCGAAUGGACAAACAGACGUUUUUCGGACUCUCUCAGAGGGGAACUGGUUGGCCGUGCUCGGGCGCGAAGAUGUUACAUUCGGCGGCGUCAAUACAAUGGACAGGACGGUGGUGACGCAACUCAACGAAUUGCAGCGUCGGGCCAAAGCGAUGCUGGUGGACAAUUUGCAACUGUUCGCGACGUUUGAAAAACUUCGGGAAAAGUACUGGGCCCCACUGCUGCAAAAGGCAUGGGGGGACGCGUCAAAGCGCUGGGCGGGGUUUUUCGACCAGAAAAGGGAGUACUGCUGCCGCAACAAAAUCGCCGUGCAACAGACGGGCUAUAAGGGGCUCGAGUUUCGGGAUCCGGUUCCAGAGGACGAAAAGUACACCGCGACGGCAAUGUCACUGCCGGACGAGAAGGGCGCAGAAGGCCUGAAGAGGCUCGAGAACUUCGUUGCCGCGAUCACCUUUUACGUUACGACCCCCUCCUUUCUGAAGGCUGAGCGCCAGGCGAAAGGCAAAAUCAUCACGGCGAAAGCAGCUGCGAAGCGUGCUGCAGGGCCGGCCGGGAAAAAGAAAGCCGCAAAGGCGAAGGCAGCCGGGAAGAAGGGAAAAUCCUUCGCCUUUGAGCGAGAUGUGGAAAUGGCGGACGCGGAUCAGGUGGACCCAGAUGUGGAAAAAAUCCUGGCUGAUGUUGAGGAUGUGACUGAAGAUGGCGCAGCUCUUGCAGAAUCUUUCGGAGAUGAAGGCGAUGCCGAUGCGUCUGCUUCAUCAGUGGCAGCUGGGGGAGAAAAUAACCACGAGGAAGCUCCUGCGAUCGCUGUAAUGGGCGAAAUCGCAGGAGAUGAUGAUGGCGAAGUCGAAAAAUCGUCCAGCUCUGCUGCUGAUGCUGAUGUUGUAUCUGGAGAGAAGCUGCUCGUGGCGCAUCAGGGCGAUUUUCUGUCGAAUGUUACGGAGCAAAAGACAUACUGCAAGUGGACGACGAUGCGCGAAGACAAGUGGGCCUGGGAUGCGUCGUUCCAGCUGUAUGGCAAAGAGCUGCUCUACUUGAAAACCACACUCGAGCCGUUGCCAGCCACGCAAGCGGAGCAAGAGAGUGCUGCUGCGGAGGACAAGAAGAAAACCUGGG
Molecule: messenger RNA, 1135 nt
Organism: Amoebophrya sp. A120
Lineage: Eukaryota; Dinophyceae; Syndiniales; Amoebophryaceae
Source: the annotation of a GenBank genome assembly